GAUGCGUGUCUGCUGGUCCUUGAGACCUCGUGUAUCGUGUUGUCAGUAUCGGCACACAUCGCCAUCCUGCCCUCUAACGCAUGGCAGCGAGAUAGAGCUUCUUCACCAGUCGCAGCUUGCCAUGUCGAAUCCGCCUAUCACUCUACGAAGCUUGACAUAUUCUGACCGCUACGUUCAACACAACACUGACAGAUAGAAAGAUAUUUGAAGAAUGUCGAUGUUCAAUGAACGUUUGGUACGCUCUGGGAUGGCGGGUACGUUCUUCCCAGACAUAGAACGCCAAGGCAUUUGUCCCACUCAGGCCGUUUACAUAGCUGCCGGCGUUGCCCUGGCCGCACAUCUCCUGACUUGGAUCCUGCCUGAUACACUGCUAGAUGUAUUUACUACGAUGCAAAGCUCUGUGGCCAUCCUGGCCCUGGCCUCCUUGGCCGUUCUUGUCGUGACACACCAUAGACGAGAGGCGAAUUUGCUGACACAGACUCAGGAGGAGAUGAUCCUCAUUGCUGCCUUUGGGUUCGCCUGGUUCGCUAUACUCGUUGGCAUCCGGGCUUUCAGGCGAUUGGGUGCGGACCCAGGUCCUGCGGCGCAUACAAAUGCUGCACAUGCAUCUGGAAGUGAUGUGGGCGCGAAAGGUGGAUCGGGAUGGAGAAAGUCCUAUCCUUGCGACAGCGAUUCGCUGUAUUGCAUCGAGGAGGAAUGGACUUGGUACUGAGCAACAGUGAGGGGUGUAUCGGACAUUGAGUGGGUAUAGAUGAACUAUUGAUGUAGUACGGAUCCUAUGCGCAGGCCGUAUUUGUAUCCAAUUCUGUUCCAGGUGCCCUAGAAGAUCCGUGCGAGGAGCCCGAAAUACGAAUGAACGUGCUUCCGAUCACCUGCUAGGGGAUAUCGAUAGACUGGCAAGAGACAUAUUGUAUGGGCCCAAAAAAAGCCAAGAGGUGUAACAUUCGCAGACCAAGCAACAAACAUAGUCCUCUAAGCCCUCUGUGCCAUGUCCGAAAUGAUA
Messenger RNA from Somion occarium, 1003 nucleotides. The record is from the annotation of a GenBank genome assembly. Lineage: Eukaryota; Fungi; Basidiomycota; Agaricomycetes; Polyporales; Cerrenaceae.